This is a messenger RNA of Chelmon rostratus (copperband butterflyfish), 7467 nucleotides long. It is a transcript of the gene rxrba, whose product is annotated as retinoid x receptor, beta a. Gene Ontology annotation, cellular component: RNA polymerase II transcription regulator complex; nucleus. Gene Ontology annotation, biological process: response to retinoic acid; anatomical structure development; retinoic acid receptor signaling pathway. The transcript is spliced from 12 exons. The coding region runs from base 211 to 1602 and encodes 463 amino acids. NCBI's taxonomy places the organism in Eukaryota, Metazoa, Chordata, Actinopteri, Chaetodontiformes, Chaetodontidae. The record is from RefSeq and is a predicted model, not a curated record. Gene Ontology annotation, molecular function: nuclear receptor activity; zinc ion binding; retinoic acid-responsive element binding.
GGGGGGAGAAACAGACACACACACACACGGGGCCUAGUCGCCACAUCUUUCAUGCGAAGAAGCUGUGCCGCUAAACCACCCGUUUUUGGUUUCCCAAAUCAACUCCGGCCCGGGCCUGAGUCCGCGGUCUAGAGUUUGAUAGCGGGCUGUUUGAGACGGAAGCACGUCGGUGUGUAGCUGCCAGCCAGCCCCUCUGCCCCCACCACCAUCAUGGGAGACAGUAGAGAUUCCCGUAGCCCAGACAGUUCGUCUGUGUCCUCCCCUCCAUCGGGCCAACGCUCGCCUCCGCUGGUUCCCUCAGCCGCGGCUUCCAUGACCUCCCUGCCUCCCAUCACCACCACCGGGGUCAACAGCCCCAUCAGUAGCAUCGGCUCCCCCUUUUCUGUCAUCAGCUCUUCACUGGGCUCACCGUGCCUACCUGGCACGCCAUCAGUGGGUUACGGCCCCAUUAGCAGCCCACAGAUCAACUCAACAGUGUCCAUGUCAGGGCUUCAUGCAGUGAGCAGCUCAGAUGAUGUGAAACCUCCGUUGGGCUUGAAGCAGCUGUCGUCCCACAGCCCAGGGCCGAUGCUUUCCCAGAAACGCCUUUGUUCCAUCUGUGGAGACAGAUCCUCUGGUAAGCACUACGGUGUGUACAGCUGUGAGGGCUGUAAAGGUUUCUUCAAGCGGACUGUACGCAAAGACCUGACCUACACCUGUCGGGACAAUAAAGACUGUAUGGUGGAUAAGAGACAGAGGAACCGCUGCCAGUACUGCCGCUACCAGAAGUGCCUGGCCAUGGGCAUGAAGAGAGAAGCUGUCCAAGAGGAGCGGCAGAGGAACAAGGAACGAGACGGCGAGGUGGAGUCGACUAGCGCGGUGAAUGAGGAGAUGCCAGUGGAGAAGAUUUUGGAAGCGGAGAUGGCUGUGGAGCAGAAGACGGAGCUUCACGCAGAUGGAAGCUCAGGCGGCAGCUCUCCCAAUGACCCCGUCACCAACAUCUGUCAGGCAGCAGACAAGCAGCUCUUCACCCUGGUGGAGUGGGCCAAGAGGAUCCCUCACUUCUCUGAGCUGCCCCUUGACGACCAGGUCAUCCUGCUACGUGCAGGCUGGAAUGAACUCCUGAUUGCAUCGUUCUCCCAUCGCUCCAUCUCGGUGAAGGACGGAAUUUUAUUGGCCACCGGCUUGCAUGUCCACAGGAACAGUGCUCACAGUGCAGGUGUUGGCGCCAUCUUUGACAGGGCGCACAAUGCCGAGGUUGGGGCCAUAUUUGACAGGGUUUUGACAGAGCUUGUAAGCAAGAUGAGAGACAUGCAAAUGGACAAGACAGAGCUGGGCUGCCUUCGAGCCAUCAUCCUCUUUAACCCAGAUGCCAAGGGUUUGUCCAACCCCAGUGAGGUGGAGCUCCUGAGAGAGAGGGUGUACGCGUCUCUCGAGGCUUACUGCAAACAGAAAUACCCCGAUCAGCAGGGCAGGUUUGCAAAGCUCCUCCUCCGGCUCCCAGCACUGCGCUCCAUUGGUCUAAAGUGCCUGGAGCACCUGUUCUUCUUUAAACUGAUUGGUGACACGCCCAUCGACACCUUCCUGAUGGAGAUGCUAGAAGCGCCUCACCAGCUCACCUAGAGGAGCCAGGUUCGGUCCGGUCAGGAUCCGAUGUACACCAGGAUUACCAACACGUUACCCCAUGUUGGGUCGUUGGCUCAUCUCAUUGGGCCUCACUUAACUGCAGCACCUGCUGGUUUUAAUGUACCGGCUUACACUUGUACACACACAUACACACACACACAAAAAAAACACACAUAUACAAUGUCACCGGCUAAUUACCUUCACACACGCACAUGCAGAUCUUAACAUGCAGACAUGACUUGACAUACAGCAUAACUAAUACACAGAUAAUACGGCUCUGAAUGAACAAUAUGCUAAUACACAUACACACAUUUUCACCAUCUUUUCCCAUAUUCAGUUUUCCACCAUAGGGGGUUACAAUUCAAGAAUCUCCCUUUUAUCACGCAUAUACAGUAAAUGUCUUAAUUUUAAGUUAGCUUUCAGUUUUCACAUCUUCAUCUCACAGUGGGUUUCUGCUUCGGCGUAACUGGUAUACUUCCCCUGUUUUUACUUGGGUUACUUAGUUACACUGCUAGCUCCACCUCUGUAUAUUAUAUCAUCACUAGCCGGUUAGUUAUUCAUGUAUGGUUUUAGCUUAAAAUCAGGUGCGUAGCAUUUCAAUCAACUGUCCACCAUCAAACAAAUUCACUUCUUAUUGGUCAGGAGGUGUUCUAUAGUGGACAGGCAGACACACCCUCCCAGUGAGUUCAUCCAAUCUUGUAAACAUUGAAAUAUUUUAUGCUUUUUUGAAUAUUCAUGCUGAAACUUGUUUGAGUUUCUAUUUUGAAGUACUGUACUCAUGAAAUGAGAGCUUUUUCCAAGGCAUUGAAAUCCAGGAAAAGGGGGGUGGGAGCACUUUGUUGAACUGACAAACUUUGUCCCUCCCACUCUGAUGCGCACAGCGGGCUUUGUAAGACAAGAAGAAUGACUUGAAUUUUUUUUUCCUAGUUUUGAUUUUAUCCUUUUCUCUACUUUGGCAGUUGGUUGGCAUUUUAAACAGCUUGAGGCUCACAGGAAGUACAGCUUCAUGCAAGACAAAAUUGUAUUUGUUAGUCUUUUACUUCCCAUCCCCCCAAUUCCUCCCCGUUCCCCCAAUUCCUCCCUUUGCUGGUGGUCAUUUAUGCACUUUUGUGAGUUGUAACUGUGUAGAUGUUCCUGUUUCCUAGAAAUGACCAUCUGUUCUCAGACACCUAAGAUGACCUUGAAGGUGCUACGUGUAGGGUUUUCUCAUUAUUGCAUCAUUGUCAAAACAGAUGUGAUCAUUUGUUGCAGAACUUGAUAAAUAAUUGGCCACUUCCUGUACAGAUGAUAGCCAGGUUUGCAAAUUAGCACUAACUAGACAAAUUGUUGAAAAUGUUGGCUGGUAUUAAAUAUGUUAGUUUGUCCUAACAACCAGUCCAGCUGAAAGUCUGUUAUUCUUGAUUGACUAUUGACCGUUUAAUUUCUCCUGGCAGUCAGUCAGUAUCAAACUUCCUUUAACUGCCCACUGCUCGUGGAUGGAUCCCCGGCUGUGGAUAUAGAUUGGUAAACAAUGCACCAGUUUGGAAUUACUAAAGACCUCUGGUGUGUCAUGUUACUUUAUGGCAAUAAUGAAAUAAGUUAGUGCUAUAUAAUGGAAAUCCUACACCUACUACCUGCUGCUUUGGAAGCGUUAUUCAGUGUUUAUUGGCUCAGUGCUUGCCACUUUUGUACAGUAGAUGUAAAUAAUUAAAAAACAACAGAGAAGUCUUGCAGAAAACAAAGGCCUGUUCACACUCUUGUGAAUGUGAAACAUGUGGCUCCAACAAACAAAUCCAAAAGCUCUAUUUUUUUCUGUUGACUCCACAUUAGACUUGUACCGACAUCACCAUGAAAUUGUUAUUGAGCCCAGGGCCAAACCACACCUCACCGCUGCUUUUGCACCAACUUCUGCCAAUGUUUCCUGUUGUUCUUGGUAAUUGAUUGGCUGGAUUUCAUUGAUAAUGGCACUUGACAUUUACUGUGAUUGAAAUUUGUGGGCAACUGAAUCUGAGCAUUGCAGUGAAAAGUCAAAUGCAGCUACCACAUGAUCAGGAGAUAUAUACAGUAAACUAUGAACUAAACCGUCUGCACAUGCUCAAAGAUGAGCAGUACCGGGGUACACGGAAAGAUUUCUGACCAUUUUUUAAGUAUUUAAAAGAGUGUUGGCGUUCUAAGGUAUAUUUAGCCUUCUUAUUAGUCGCCACAUUUAAUAGAAAUUAGACACGUGCAUUUUGCAGUAUCAUUCUACAGGGAAGAGGCACGGCUGUCCUCUACCAGGUGCUAAAUAACUAACAUGGUCUUUCAGUUUAAGACUUGCACAUUUUCAUCAAUGCAAACACAGUAUGCAAGAACAGACAAAUCAGAAAGCCAUUCUCCACUCUUUGAACUGGUCUGCUUCAAACAUAGUUUUCCCUCUUAGUCGUAGUUUUUUUUUUCUUUUUGUUAUUUCACAACCCCUCACUUAAUCGCAGACUCCUAACUUUGGAAUAAGAACACCAGCGGAGCGCUUGUACAUUUCGACUGUGGCUGAUAGGUCUUUACUCUACCAGACACAGCCAGUGUAUUUUGUAUUUGAGGAAGCAGUUUGGCUGGUGGAAGCAAUGAAAGUAGCUGUUGAAUUUUGGGGUCCACCAGCUGCUUUGACCAGAAUGAGCAAUGAGCUUCCUGCCCUGCAGAUAGUCCAAAUACUUCUUCUCAAAGAGGAUCCUUGGCCUCCCCCAUGUGAUGUGGACUUGGAGGCUGGCAGUUAGAUGACCUGUAAGACAGGUGGUUUUGUUUAACAUGUCAGUAAGUUGGUCUAACCUUAGAGUUUGGUGUUGUUUCAGUUUUUCUCUAUCCAUGCAUACGGAUAUAUGCGUACAGUAUGGCCAAGCCGACAAAGUGGUCUCCAGAUGUCUAUUAAUUUACUCCAUGCAGAGAAACGUCAGCCCCUCGUGCACCACUGCUUCGUCAUUUUGAUGUUUGUUGGCAAAGAAAAACAAGGUGGUGGCAAGCUCGUGAUUUAGGUGACAAGCACCAACAUCUGCUACCAUUCUUGGACUGUGUAUGCUGUGGUAUGGUGUCAGUGCUUUAGUGGCUUGAGUUGCUUCAGAUGAGCUAAUACUAGCAGUCUUGAGACUUGAGUGAAAAGGAUUUUGUGGCCACCAGGCUUUGAGAUCUUUGAUCUGGAUUAGAGCUCAGCCAUCCUUAGACAGUUGGGCUGUGGAAUGAACUUUGUGUUUGUGUUUGUGUCCCUCAGAGAGUACGCUGAGGUGCUUUUGUCAAUAAUCUCAUCAUCUAAUUGUCUGACGUCUCAGCAACUUUCUCCGCAGGACCUUAUUUUCAGAGCUUCCUCUGUUGAAUCUUAAAGCUGGCUGCCACUGCGUCACGUUCAUGGUUGGGGAUGGGAAUGAUCAGUGGAGAGCUGGAGGAUCCACCAGUUUGCAUUAAGAAUAGUAGUCACAUAUAGAGCUGACUGAGCAAACGCCAGUCUUUCAUCAUCAUCAAAAAGUCAAAAUAUGCAAGUCGUAUAUUCAUAUUGUGAUGACAUUGUUAAACAACUGUCAUGCAAUAUGUGCAUUGCAUUUCUGGCGUUCAUCAGUUUUGGCUUCGUCUGUUACAUAAGUUACUAUUAAUUGACAGUGAAAUCAUUAAGAAUUCCCAUCCCUUCACAUAACAGCAAUGCAUUUAAGUUUUGCUAUGCCAUUUCUGUGUUUCUUUACAUUUUGCUAUGAGCUUAGGUCAUUUAGAGGAUGAUGAACAGAGUAAACUGAAUAAACAGAAUAAAAAAGCUGUACAGUCAGUGCAGGUUCUGUAUGCUAAGCCACUUUAAGCUGUGCUGACCAGGCAGACUGUUUUAGCGAGAGCCCGCGGUUGGGUAUUUCAGUUUUUUUUAGCGUUUGUUAUAGGGAAUAUGUGGCCACAUGUGUAUGGUUUAAUGCACGUGUGUAUGGAAUCUGUCUGCAGCUACGCCUUUUGACUGGCAGAUCCUAUAGCUUUGGCUGUGAUGUGCUGAGCGCUGUUAAAUUGGUUUGUUGAGCAAAAUAAUGAAAGGAUGCACAGAGGAAAAGGAACCAAGCAGGAGGGGUGAUUCACUGGCUUGUUGACCUGAUGCUUUAUCAACACAACCCAGCCUCCUCCCUUCCUUCACUUCGCCCUGUCUCCACUGCUUUACUUUCAGCUUAACAAACGCUUAUUCACUCACUUACGUGGGCUGAAAAUGACUGGGCUUGGCAUUGGAAUGGACUUGUAAAAUAAACCUAUGAUUCUUGGACUGUUUGAAAAGGAUGUGAAGCUUUUCGUGGGACAAGCAUUGGAGAGCUGUAAGGAAGGGAUUCAGUGCCGUGUGUCCCUCUUUGCUUACUUUACUUGACGGCAGAGCAGCGUCGAUCUGCUGGAUCGCACCGCACUGCCCACAAAUGUUUGUCGUUGCAACCGUGUGCACUCAAGGCAGACGCAUGCUGUGACCUUUUGACUGUGUAGCAGUAUUGUUGUCGCCAUCUUUGUUACAUUUUAAAAGUACUCACUUUUCUGAAAGUAAAGACAUUGAUUAAAAAAUGCUUUUUUUGAAAUGGAUCACAGGCUGUGACUGAAGAGUUGAUCGUCAUAUAUAGAUAAGAUAUCAGGGCGGCAUUUUUACCUAUUGACACAGGCCCCCUGGAGCCAAGGCCCAUCCCGUUAUGAUCAAUGAGGCAGUGUGUGCUAUGCAGCCUUGAAACCACCACCCUCACUGGUUUAUUUAUCACUGCCAAGCUGUUUGCGGAUGUGGCCGUUUUAAAUGCAGGGCCACUCAGUCCCCAGUGCUUGUUUUUCAUGUAUGUUGUGAUUAUUGUGCAGCGCACUAAAGAGUGUGCGCUAACCUCGGCCUGUGUAGUGCAUACUAAAGAGGGGCCCUAAUAGGAAUGGAAUGACAGCUCGUGUGGAGAGGGGAGGACUGGUCACUUGAGAGAAGUAGACCAGUGUGUGGUCCCCUCUCGGUGCUCAAGCUGUGCAUUGGUGCUUUUUAUAGGGUCCCCCAGCCUGAAAACGCCUGCUUUGGUUUCCAAGAUGCAGGGAAAUGCAUAUAUGAGUGAAAUGCAAAUAAGGAAUGAUGGACCGGCUCUUCUUCAGUUGCAUUUGGUUGGGUGUUUUCUGCAACUGGGUCCACUGCAACCUGUUCACUGUGUUGGAGUCAUACGUGGCUGAAGCUGGAUUUUACCAGCAAUAAAAACUAAACCUUCAGAAUCUGUUUUAGAUUAUCAGGGAGAAGCUGUGGCUCUAGUCGUAGACGCGCAGCUCAAAGGCCACUCGGAUCCACAGGGCUGGUUUGCAGGAGACACCUCUGAGCAGGAUCUGCUUACAUUGAAUGAACUUGAUGGGAGGGAUCAGCCGAUUAUGAUUGCUCUCUUUAACGAGGAGGUUGUUGGUGUUUAAGGUCGGCGGACUUGUGAAGGUCAGAGAGAGGAGGAGGGAAGAAAAGACGGGCAGGGACUUACAGAACUCUGAUCAGGUGUUCGUGUGUCGAUCGAGAAGAAAAACAGAAAACCUUUUUUCCAGUAGAUCUAGAAUCUUCCUUAAUUGUUUACUCUUCACCAUAAAAAUCCACACACUGUUUCUUUGUCUGGUUUCCUGUCUCCCCUUUCUCCAACUGUGCUCUUCAUCUUUUGUUUAUUACAAAGUAUUAAACAAGAACUGUCAGAAUCAGAAUGGAAUCUGUCACUCUUAUUUUUAAUUUUUCUCUCUUUCUCUCGCGUCUGUUCUUUGUCCUGUUUGUAUCCUAUUCCAUCGUACAUGUGGAGCUGAUUGACUAUUGUGUGCUUCGGGGAUUGAAAGAAGACAAAAAAUAUGAAUAAUUUUUUCAGUCAUUAAUUCUGAAUCUUGUUUCUGUUUGUUGUAUCAUGUCCGAGUAAAGGUUUUAAUACUGUA